GUCGACAGUGCUGACUUUCAAGCAGAUCUUGACCAUAAGUUGGCAAUCGUGCCCGGGGCAGCCUUUGACUCCUAUGAGAAUCAGCAUAAGGACGAAUGUCUCCCAGGCACACGGACCGGUAUCCUCAAUCAAAUCAAAGAAUGGGCUGCAUCCCCGUAUAGGGAAGCAAUAUUCUGGUUAUAUGGAAUAGCUGGAACAGGGAAGUCGACUAUCUCUCGAACAAUCGCGAAAUCUUUCAGCGAAACACGUUCACUUGGAGCAAGCUUUUUCUUUGAGAGAGGCGAAGGGGACAGAGGAAAUGCGAGAAAGCUCUUCCCAACAAUUGCAAGGCAACUAGCAAUUACUCAUCCCUUGCUGAUGCCAAUUCUGCAUGAAGCAGUCAAUGAUAAUCCAGGCAUUGCAGCAAAGGGACUACGGGAACAAUUCGAUAAACUCCUUUUUCAACCACUCAAGAAACUUCCCCGAUCUAAUACCUCACUUCAGACUGUGGUAAUAGUUAUUGACGCAUUAGACGAAUGCGAGGGAGAUGGUGACAUACAGCUUAUACUUCAACUUCUCCCGCAACUCCAAAAGGCAACUACAAUGUGUCUACAGGUACUUUUGACAAGUAGACCUGAUCUAUCCCGCUUCGGAUUCUCAAAGAUGAACCUCGAUCAUUAUAAGGAUUUUGUUCUCCACAAUAUUCCUUUAGAAGUGAUUGAGCACGAUAUAACCUUAUUUUUCUAUCAUCGACUUGCAGAAAUUAGGGUGCUACAUAACCUACCCACAGAAUGGCCAGGCAAGAGAGAUCUCCAAAGGCUAGUCACUUUAUCCAUUCCAUCAUUCAUCUUCGCUGCCACUAUUUGUCGUAUAUUUGAAGAUCUUGAUUGGGACCCUGCCGAUAGCCUUUCUUCAAUCUUGACUCAACAAGAUGAUCGCACAAGGCUGGCUGGGACAUAUCUGCCAGUCCUUGAUCGUCUUCUUGACAGACAAAAUAAGAAUCAAAAAGAACAGCUAGUCUUGCAAUUUCACCAGGUCAUCGGUGCUAUAGUGGUCUUAGAAACAUCACUUUCUAUAUGCGCACUAUCGAGGCUUUUAGGGAUUUCUCAGCGGCUUGUACAUCUUCGACUAAGUCCGCUUCAGUCAGUACUAAGAGUGCCAGACAAUGACAUAACACCUAUACGGCUUUUUCAUCUGUCUUUCAGGGAAUUUCUUCUUGAUCCAGAUACCAGGACAAAGACCCCACUCGGUAUAAGCGAGAUCGAGGCGCAUAAUAUGCUGACCAGAAAAUGCCUACAUAUGUGUCAAAAACUAGAGGAGAAUAUCUGUCAACUACCGAAUUAUGGGAGCCAGAGUGUGGAAAUUGACCGCCAAACUAUCAAUGAUUAUCUUCCUCCAGAGUUACAGUAUGCUUGCCGGUACUGGGCACAUCACCUAGUGCAAUGUAAGGAGUUGACAAACAUAGCCUAUGAAGCUCAUUCAUUUCUCCAGACACACCUUUUGUUCUGGAUAGAGGCAAUGAGUCUAUUAGGCCGUGCGUUAGAGAUAUCGGGUAUCCUUGACCUCCUUCAAACAGCUAUAGGGGGGAACGGCCCUUAUCCGAUUCUACAAUUUUUCCACGAUGCUAAACGUUUCGUUCUCAAAAGUCAACAUAUAUUUGAUCAAGCUCCACUUCAGGUCUAUCGUGCAGGACUUGUAUUCUUACCCCGGGCAUCAAUAAUUCGUACAAUCUUUGCGGAUAAGCAUUCUCAUUGGAUAAGCCAGUGCCCAUUGGUUAAUGAGACAUGGAGUGCAGAAUUACAGGCUCUCGAAGCCCAUUCAGAUUCGGUCUUAUCGGUCACUUUCUCACCAGAUGGCUACCUUGUGGCAUCUGGAUCUAAAGAUCAGACAGUACAUCUCUGGGAUCCAGCAACAGGUGCAAUCAUACAAAUUCUUUGGGGCCAUUCUGGCCCAGUUAAUUCAUUAUCCUUCUCGUCUGAUAGCCACCGACUAGCAACCGGAUCUGAUGAUAACACAUUGCGGGUCUGGGACCUAGCAACGGGUGAGGAGCUAUAUAUUCUCGAGGGACAUUCGAACUCGGUCUUAUCGGUCUCGUUCUCACCUGAUGAUCGCCUUCUGGCAUCUGGAUCUGAAGAUCAGACAGUACGCCUCUGGGAUCCAGCAACAGGCGCAAUCAUACAAAUUCUUGAGGGCCAUUCUGGCCCAGUCAAUUCAUUAUCCUUCUCAUCUGAUGGCCACCGACUAGCAACAGGAUCUGAUGAUAACACAUUGCGGGUCUGGGACCUAGCAACGGGCGAGGAGCUAUAUAUUCUCGAGGGACAUUCGAACUCGGUCUUGUCGGUCUCGUUCUCACCUGAUGAUCGCCUUCUGGCAUCUGGAUCUGAAGAUCAGACAGUACGCCUCUGGGAUACAGCUAAAGGAGCCUCGAAACAGAUUCUUGAUAUCUAUUCGAGCUCAUUCAACUCGGUUGUGUUCUCGCCUGACGGCCAGGUACUAGCUACUGGUUCGGCCAAUUGGGUUGUACGACUCUGGGACUUGGUGACAGGUACACUACAGAAGACCAUUGAUGGCCACAUGACCUUGGGCUUCAGUCUGUCGGCAGCGUCUGAAUCUGUGGCCUUCUCACCCGACGGCCAGCUACUGGCAUCUUGCUCUGCCAAUGAAACAGUCCGCCUUUGGGACCCAAUGGUGGGUGAGAUUACUGAAACCCUUGAUGGAGAUGACCUUGAACCUCCGGUGGAUUUUAUGGCAUUUUCGCCCGACGGCCUUUUCCUGGCAUCCGGAUCCUUCGAGAGUCCAGUAGUGUGCCUUUGGAACACAACUACCGGUGCCCUUACCCAUACCCUUGAGGGGCAUUCCCGAUCUGUAAAUUCGGUGACCUUCUCGCCCGAUAGUCGAAUACUGGCAUCGUCCUCUAGCGAUGGAACAUCACGCCUCUGGGAAUUACCUAUUGGAACCUUAAAGCAGACAUUGAGUUCCCAACACGGUUCAGUCCACUCGGUGGCUUUCUCAUGCGAUGGUAAGUUACUAGCAUCUUGCACAGAUGACGGGAUCUGCGUCUGGGACCUCACGAGAGGCACAAUAUACCAGACUAUUGAUUGCAAUUCGGAAUCUACUUACUCGGCGGCCUUCUCAUCAGAUAGCAGUCUACUAGUGGUUGGCACAGAGGAUGGGAGAUUGUGUAUCUACGACGUUGCAACCGUCGAAUUAUAUCAUGAAGUUGAUGGUCAUUCGGAUUGGGUUAAUUCUUUGGCAUUCUCUCCCGAUAACCGACUACUGGCGUCUUGGUCUAUGGAUGAAACUGUGUGUCUCUGGGCCUUCGACAAUGGUGAACUCUCGGAAAUUUGGACUUACGAGAUAAGAGACGAUACUUCUGGAUUUUUCCAGGACGGUUUAUAUCUACACGCCGGUUUAAGUUCCCUUGAUGUUGAAAUGUCUUUUACAAAUUCUAUGUGUCCUGACAUCUCCAUUGAGGAUGGGCAAUGGAUAAGUUUAGACGGCGAAAGGAUUCUCUGGCUACCUGUCGAGUUCAGACCUAAACGGUUCAAGAUUAAUGGUAACAAACUUGCUUUGGGACAUGCAUCGGGGAAGGUAUCUUUUUUCCAGUUUUGUAUAUAA
Penicillium waksmanii is the source of this 3597-nucleotide messenger RNA. RefSeq names its product WD40 repeat domain-containing protein. The transcript is spliced from 2 exons. The record is from RefSeq and is a predicted model, not a curated record. The annotation marks the transcript as partial. Lineage: Eukaryota; Fungi; Ascomycota; Eurotiomycetes; Eurotiales; Aspergillaceae. Gene Ontology annotation, molecular function: protein binding.